AUGGACCUUCAGCUAAGCCAAUGGGUAAGCCAGUUUAUGGCCUCAGAAAAUGAUCCACCUUGCGAAGAAAUUGCAAAGGCCGUCAUAGAAAAGCGAAUAAGUCUUUUGCAAUUAAUAAAAACCCUUGGAUCACAUCUCACUGACGAAACACCCCAUAUAAGAAGUACGGCUGUUGGAUGUUUGAGCAAUACCUUGGCCAAGAUUGAGCGACUGAACCGGGCUGAUAUAGAGGUUAUUGCUAAGUUUUAUAUUGGGAAAUUGGACGACAAUGAUGUGAUGAGUAACACAUUGGUUGGUCUUAGGGCUUUGACAUCUUUGAAGAAUUUCAAUCCUGCUCUGUUAGAAUCCGUGCUAACUUCAGUGCAAGAGAAAUAUGAACCGGCAAGCUUUUUGGCUGCUACAAGAUACCAGUCCUUUCUACUUUUGGAAACAAUAUAUCAGAAGCAUUUGGAUUUCAUCCUGGCCAACCUCAACGAUCUUUUUGUUAAGGUGUUCAUUCACAUUUCUACCAAUGAAAAGGAUCCUAGAAACCUACUAAUCUCUUUCAGUUUGAACAAGCAGAUAUCCUCAACAUUACAGGUGGAAAAUUUCGCCGAGGAUUUGUUUGAUAAUGCAUUUUGUUACUUCCCAGUCUCAUUUAAACCCCCUCCAAAUAGUCCCUAUAGCAUCGCCAGUCAUGACUUGAAAACAGGCCUCAGACAGGUCUUUGCAGCCACACCGUUGUUUGCAAAGGAUUUGUUUCCCAAUAUCUUGGAGAAAUUAACCUCAACGUCUCCAGCAGUGAAGUUGGAUGUUCUUCAAACUUUGAAUCUGUGUCUGGAUACGUACGACAAUGACACCAUUCAAGAGUACUGGCUUACUUUGUACAAUGCCCUCAAGUUUGAGGUUUUGUACAAUGAUUUAGCAAAUAUUGUUGAGUUGGCCGAUAUAGAGAAAUUGAGCACUGAAGAUGACUUGGUGUUCAAAGAAGUCAUUGCCCUAUUCAAAAAUCUCCCUAAAAAAUUCACAGAUGAGCAAAUCAUCAAAAACCUUCAGAUCAUGCUGGAAGAGCUUAAGGAAUAUCUCCACAUUUCUCACAAAUACUUCAAACAAACAGUUUUACUCCUCUCAGUCAUGGCUACGUCUAAACUUUCCGUGUAUAACCACAUUGUUGGCGAAGUGCUACCUGUUUUGCUAACGGAUGAGCCGUCUACCGUUGUAGACGAAAAGAAUUUGGCCACAGCCUUAAACUUUUUUAUUAAUCCAGAUUACCCAGAGUCAAAGCUUUCCCAGUACAAGGAUGACAUCUUGGUAGUAUUAUCAAAAGGUUUAAUGUCUUCAUCUAACGUGGAAACAACACUGAAAUGCAUCUGCAUCCGUUCACUAGUUAAUUUGUCAUUCAUUUUGGAUACACAGGAAGUUGCGUCAGUUAUUUCUAAUUUGUCGGAGCUACUUCUUUCAACUAUGAAAAAUGAGAAGGAUCCAAUUUUCCAAGAGACUCUGAAUGCAUUUACAAAUAUCUCUGCUACAAUGCCGAAUGUUGUUUUAGAGACAACUCUUCCAUUAUUAUUAUCUAAACUUCCAAACGAAUCAUCUUCUGAGAUUGAUUUGGAACUAGUUCGAAACGUCUUGAACGUUGUAGUGAACAUUUCCCAUAGCAAACUAUUAUUGGACUCGAUAAUCGUGAGACUAUUGAGCGUAUAUGAAAGACUGUUGAAUGGGAGGGUUGUUACCAUGGAUUACUAUUAUUUUUUGUUGAACUCCAUUUACUUAUUACUUUCCAAUUAUCCAGAGCUGCUGUCAAAAGACUACGCAGACCGAGUCAUUCCUCAGAUAACUUCUUUGACUAUAGUCAACUACCGGCUCUCCAAAGAGUCUCCUGUUUAUUUAAAUGAAAGGAUAUUAGAUCAAUGUGGGAAGAUAAUCAGACUAAUUAUUUGUAAACUUGAACUGAUACAUCAUCAGAAAAUCCUUGAUGAUGCAGUUGAUACAUUUUUGCUAGGAUCGGAUUCUCCCCUGUUUUCAACAAGUUUAGGAUUAGAAAUUUCCCUAGUUUCUAAGCCCCCUACAUUGGUGAGUUUAUUCAACAAAUUUUUAAGUGCAGUAUCUAAGGACUGUCCUCUCAAGAUUGAGCCUUUGGAUGUGUUAAGUUCAUUAGUUGAGAUCACAAGAGAUUCGAAACACUUCGAAUCGCUUUUCGAGAGAAUGGGUUUCCUUGAGCUUAUCUGCCUUUUGGCUAACAAAUACAUUUCCGAUUCGGAUUUGGAGAAAAUUUUGAAUGAGUUAUCGGAAACGAUAGACCUUCAAUCUUCUGAUAGUUUGGGAACAUUGGAAGUUAUGGCAUGGAUUACAAAGUCCUUAGUUCUAUCAAACAGUCCAUUGGCAAUGAAGUAUCAAGAAUACUUCUUUUCACUCCUUGAAAUCCCAUCAGUUGCAUCGGUUUCGCCGAAGUUGUUGGAGGUUCUAAUCGCAGAAGUCAGUGAAUUGGAAGUGAAUAAACGUGACAAAAAAAUCAUAAAUCUCAAUGUUCGUUUACUGUACAAACAAAAGUUCUACAACAUCAUGCUUCCGAAAAUCAUUGAAGGUUAUAGGAAUUGUGAGCAGGCAUCAAAAGAAACAUAUCUACUUUUAUUAUCGUUGAUCUUGAACCAUGUUCAUCAAAGAGAAAUCAUUCUAUCUCACCUGGAGAAUAUCUUACCACUGAUUCUUCAAAUUAUUCAAAGUGACAAUGCUAAAUCCAGAAAUUCAGGCCUGGAGAUAUUAAAUCUAACUAUUGAAUCCAACUGUAUGCUUAUAAAGCCUCAUCUACAUUCAAUUAUUUCAAGAUUGUUGGCUAUCACCAAGGACAACAGUGACCUGAACGGCCAAAUCAAUGCGUUACUAUGCUUGAAGGAGAUUGGUAUUAGUAAGAUUCCUCUCAGUCAAUUACAACCUUUCCGAACCACUAUCAUCAACCAAACAGUUGCAGUCUUGAGUCACAAAAAGAGAAAAGUUAGGAAAUUAGCCGCAGAUGUAAGGCAGAUCUAUUAUGAAUUGGAACAGAGCUAA
Molecule: messenger RNA, 3027 nt
Organism: Komagataella phaffii GS115
Lineage: Eukaryota; Fungi; Ascomycota; Pichiomycetes; Pichiales; Pichiaceae
Product: DNA repair and TFIIH regulator
Exons: 1
Coding region: 1-3027 (1008 amino acids)
Biological process (GO): iron-sulfur cluster assembly
Cellular component (GO): cytosolic [4Fe-4S] assembly targeting complex
Source: RefSeq, a predicted model, not a curated record